Molecule: messenger RNA, 1203 nt
Organism: Capsella rubella
Lineage: Eukaryota; Viridiplantae; Streptophyta; Magnoliopsida; Brassicales; Brassicaceae
Product: AT-hook motif nuclear-localized protein 2
Exons: 5
Coding region: 1-1203 (400 amino acids)
Molecular function (GO): minor groove of adenine-thymine-rich DNA binding
Source: RefSeq, a predicted model, not a curated record
AUGGAUGGUCAAAACGAGAACACCGUCUCCUUCUCAACCCCGAACUCAAGGCGCAUGUCUCCCUCUCCGGUCACGCAGCCUGCCGUAGCGGCUCCAGCCACAAUGGAGGAUGGUUCCGGUAGCACGAAGAGGGUGAGAGGUGAAGGUUACCAGCGCGAUGAACAAGGGACACAAAGGAAUAGGUCGACGUCGACGUUGCCAAACACUAUAGGUGACAUGUCGUAUGUGACUGCUGGAGGAGGGGACUUCACGCCGUAUAUCUUCAGAGUUGAAGCAGGAGAGGAUAUAAUUCAAAGGAUUAUGUCCUUCACGGAGAAUGGUGCUCGCGGAGUAGUUGUGCUAUCCGCAAAUGGUUGGGUUACUAACGUCAAGAUUCAAACGCUUGAUAGCGCCCGCAAAGUUGUGACGCAUGAGGCUACGUACGAUUUAGUAUCGCUGAGCAGUUCGAUGACGACAUCUGAUGGCGGAUCAGUGUAUAAUCAGACGGGAGGGUGGCGGAUUAGGAUUGCUGCGGCAGGUGUCGUCUUUAGUGGUGUUUUGGUUGGUAGACUCAUUGCAGCAAGUCAAGUCCAAGUUGUGGUUGGAAGUUUCUGGCCGUUGGUCACAAAUCCGCCUCAGAGAAGAUACGGUGAUCCUAACGAGGAGGUCGUUGCACCGGAGAUGCAAAAUUCAUCGCAUUCCUCAUCCAAAGGAAAAGUCCAACAACCAGAUAUGAUGGCCAGCCCUUCUCAGCCUCAGGAGAAGAUUAAUAAGUCCAGAGCUGUAACUGGUGCAUCACCUAUAGUACCAAGCACAGUGUCAUUCACAAGAGAAGUCCCACACCAUGACAUGAGUGGAUCUUCUCACUCUCAUAUGAGGACUGAUGAGUUCCAAACUAUGAAUGUUUCAGCCAGAGUACCAAACUCAUUGGCUUUCUCAUUGAAGGUACAAGUUCAACAACCAGAGAUUGGCUCUCAUCUCUCCCUAACAAUGAACGAGCCGUCCCAAGGUGCGACUGUUGGAUGUACAACACCAAGCGAGCUGGCUAUCUCGCUCAGAGGACAAGUGCAACAACCAGAGAUAAUAGGCCCAUCUACCUCUCAUACGAGGAACGAUGACUCUCGAGCUGUGGUUGUUCCAAGCGCCUCGGCAUCCUCCUCCACAGGAGAAGUUACACAGCCAGAAAUGGAAGGCCCUAUUCUGACUCUAGGGUGGCACAACUAG